Molecule: messenger RNA, 2547 nt
Organism: Pedinophyceae sp. YPF-701
Lineage: Eukaryota; Viridiplantae; Chlorophyta; Pedinophyceae
Source: the annotation of a GenBank genome assembly
AUGUCGGGGCACGGCAUGCAGCAGAGUGCGGAGUGCAAGCUCCCGCCGCUGUCGCUGCGCCACCUCCCGAAGAUGGACGCGCUGACGCUGAAGGAGCGGCUGACGGUUGUGGCCGAGGCCCGCGCCGCUGAGCGCUCGGGGACCGCGAGGGAGCUGCGCGAGGCGCUCUCGGGGGCGCCACGGUCCGUGACGGCGCAGUUGUGGCAGAGUUGCGGCCUCGCGCCGAAGCUGCUGGGCGAGAAAAGGCAGAAGCUUCAGGACGACACCGAGGGGACGCGAAUGACGCGGAGAGGAUUCGUAGGCUUCGGAUACACGCACAUGGGCGCACGCGCCCCCCGCGGACGAGGCGGCAGGGGCCGCAGAGCCAAGGGGCCUCUCUGCCCUCGCUCCGUCCGGCAGUACGCCAUGGAGGAGUUCCACGGGCCGAAGACGAUCGAGAAAGGAGCGCAGGGUGCGCCGGAGCAGGCCGGGACGGAGGCCCCGAAAAAGAGGCGCGGCAAGAAGAAGGACGCGCAGGCCGCCCAGGCGCCGGACGCCGGCCUCGGUCCCGCGCUGCACGCGGCCCCGGCACUGCUGCCAGCACACGCGGGCGCGGCACCCUCGGGUCCGCCCGCCGCGCAGGGGCCGCUGGACGCCGCCGCUCUGCCGGACGCAGGCGUGCAGGAGGCCCCCGCGCUCCUGAGCGCGCCGCCCAAGCCCGCGUCGAGAGGUGCAGGGCGAGGCAGGCAGGGCGGAGGCAAGGCCGCGAGCGCCCGCGGCGCGGGCGGCGCGACGGCUGCCGGGCGCAAGCAGGGGGGGUCGGAGAGACCCCCCCCCGCUGCCAGGGGCCGCGCCGCGGCCGCGGCAGCGCCGGCGCCGCCGCCGGCGGAGGACGUCGAGGAGGAGGUGGUGGUGGACUGCGGGGUGUGCGGGCGGGAGUGCGUCGACGCGGAGGGGAGUGAGGGGGGGACUGAUGCGGAGCCCCCGGGGGAGUGGGACUUCUGCGGACAGGCCGGGUGCAGCCUGCGCGUGCACACGGCGUGCUUCGCCGCCCUCAUCGGCAUCGAACAGCACCCGAGCGGCAUCCCGAUCUACUGCGCGGAGCACGCCCCGCGGCCACGCGGCACGGGAGGGUCUUCCCGCCGCCGCGCCCCCCCGCGCCUGCCGUACGACGACGACGACGACGAGCCGCCGGCCAAGGACUCUGCCCCCAAGGGCCAGGCCGGCAGAGGCGCCGCGAAGGGCGCGCGGGGCCGCGGCGCCGAGAAGCGCCCGGCCUCUGCCCCCGCCACGGCGGCCGCGGCCGCCAAGGCGCGGUCCCGGCCGGCGCCGAAGCCGAUCCAGCCGCCGAGCCCCUCGCAGGAGGAGUCGUCCGAGGAGCAGCGGCCCGAGCACGCGCUGUCGGACGAAGCGCUAGCCAUGUUGCUGCACCAGGAGCUCAACUCGGGUGGGUCGCGGCGCACGCGGGCGCAGCGCGGCCCUGACGGCGCGCUCGCGAGCGACGUCAUCGCGGACGUGCUGUCGCCCGAGCUGAUCGCGAAGCGCCGCCGCGGCGCGGGGUCGCGCGCCGGAGCGACGCCGCGAGCGAACGAGAAGGCCAGGGGUACGCCGCUGCCGGAGGUGGACGAGGCGGCGGCGCUGGACCCGGGCGUCGUAGAGCGCGUCGAGGCCGCGGCGGAGCGCGAGGCCGAGGCGGGCGGCGACGCCGUUGCGGCGCACGCAAGCGCUGGCGCGUUGCCCGUCGCGGGGGACGGGGCGGACGCGGGCGUGCCGGCACGAGAGGAGGCUGGCGGAGAUGCGGAGGGCGAGCGCGCGCCGGUCGAUGCUGUCAUGGAGGAGCCGGACGCGGUCCAGGGGGGUGCAGAGCCCUGCGAGGGGGGGGGAGUUCAAGAUGGUGCGGGGGGGGGUGUCGAUGAGGGGAAGGCGCGGGAAGCGGACGCGGGGGCGGGGACCGCGGAGGGCUGCGCGGACGUGGAGAUGGCGGGCGACGGGGGUGGGGUCGCCGGAGCGGGGGUGUCGAAGAGCGAGGAGGUCGGUGACGUCGCAGCGGCCGCCGAGCAGGACGCCGGCGACGGGAUCGCGCAGCAGGGCGGGGCCGAAGCCGCUGCCCAUGAUCAUCCUCCCGCGGAGGGGGGCGAUGUUGCGCCUGCGGACGCGAUGGAGGCGGCGGUGCACAACGCGGCAGGCGGCGACGAGCAGAGGGGCGGAGCCGACGACAUGGUCGAGGACGCCAAAGGCGAAGUCGCUGCGGGGGCCGCCGGCGAGGGGGGGAGUGUUGGUGCGGGGGAGGGAGGGGUUGCGGCAGGUGGGCCCGAGCUGGCCCCAGAGCAGGCAAGGCGGGCCGAGAGCGGCGGGGAGGCGCAGGGCGCGGCGGAGUCAAAGAGCGCAGACGCGCAGCGCGCGGCGCCGGAGCGCGACCCGGCACCGCAUCCUGAGGGCGCCGUCGAGCCUGGCGGCUCCAGUAGAGAGCCCGAGCGGGUGCAGCAGGACGGCGACGGCGCGGGCGGCGCGGAGGUGCAGGGGGCGGUGGCGCCUGAGCGGCCCGAGGGGCCUGAGCCGCAGGAGUGA